AGUUUCAGUCUGAAAACCAGCCAUAAAUGUUGGCAACACAACGAUUUCUUUCAAAAUCUCCAUGUUUCUAUUUAACUGAAAAUAUCCCACACCGAACUGUUCUAGUUAUGUAAUUGCAACCUAAAAUGUCAGUAAAUGACAUGCAAUUGCUUUAUAACCUUCUGCCUUUUUUUUUUGUCUAAUAGCAGAAAAUUCUCCACUUACGCUGUUCAGCUUCAGAAGCAGGACAAAGAAAACUUGUGCUUUCUAGGUAAUUCUCUGAUAAUAUCAGUGGUGUAGCAGGACACCUUUUAAGCAGGACACAAGAGAAUCUCAGUAUUUUUAUGAAAAUACCUUGAAACUCAUUAAUGAAAAUAGUUACCACCCAUGUCAUAACAACACAAUCUCAAUUACUGAGAUUUUAUGCAAAAAAACAUGCCUACAAUUCAUCCACUAUUAUUACCAUGUAUUAACAUAACAGUCAAAGGAAAAACUGCCUUGUUUUAUGACAAUGGACGAGAAAAUGUGUGCUUAAUGCCCACUUUUCUGCCUAACUAUGAUUUAACAAGCUGUUUAAGUGCCCUGGCAUCCAUGUUGUCACUCGUAGAAUCAUCAGCAUAAUCACCUCUUUCACAGGUGGGCUUGCAAAACAACUGCUCAAAUCCUACAGCUGUAAUAAUGGUAAUAGCAGAACCCUUGUAAAAAAACCCUGUGAUGUUAAAAUGAAGGGAAUAAUAAAAAAGGAAACAUGAAGUAAUGGGAAUAAUAUAUAUUCUGUCCUAUAGUACACUUUUUAGCAUAACUUAAAUGUUUAUACUUAUACUUCACUACAUUUUUCUAAUUUGAAACAUUAGCCUUGCAGAAGUUCCCUUUGGCUUAGUUCAUCCAAUGAAGAAGAGACAAAAAAGAGAAUUCUAUCUUAGUUAAGUGCUUUCUGCAACAGUGAUGCAAUUUGAUGCUUUUUUUGGUUUUAACUGUUUACUCAAGCACUCGGUCAUAAUCAUUAAGCACUGUUUCAGAGUUGUGGGGAAACCCAAAAUGAAGGAAGCUGUGGAAUCCCUUUCAAAGCUCUCAAACACACUGGCGAGCAAACCCACUUUCCUCUGGAAAGGGGAGGAUUGUGGUUUUCCUACUUCAAUGAUGAUCGUUUUCCUCUGACUUCUAUUAGACCAUGCUUUCUAGAGGCAGAUCCUUACAGCCCAUGAUUGCUCUUCUGAACAAGCAGGAAUGUUGCUUUUGGAAAAAACUAACCAAUUACUGGCAUUUUGAAAAAGAAACUCAGAGAAUGAAAGAAAGAUGUGAUCUACAAACCUGAAUGCAACCUGAAAGGUCCAAAUAGAUGAGCUUGUGACAGCCUUUUCCAGUGCCCAGCACAGGGAUCCCACAUACUCCAGCUGUGUCUCCUCAGAUCUGUACAACACUGAUUAAGACUAUCCAAAAAUUUCAACUGUUACAGCUGUCACGGAAAAUAGCUGGGGCCAGCUGAAUGUCAGGAUGCAAGUAGUUACUAUUAUACUACUACUCCUUCUUUGUAAAGCAUCUGACAGUAGGAAGACAAGGAAUAGGAGUUUGAGAAACAAUGAAAGGGAAAACAUCUUAAGGAGAGCAUCUAGCACUGUUAAGCGCAAUGUCCAAGGCGUACCAUGUGAUAUAUACACUUAUCUUCAUGAGAAAUACCUAGAUUGUCAGGAAAGAAAAUUGAUUUUUGUGGCACCGGAUUGGCCAGAGGACUUAAAACACAUGCUGCUAGCAAGAAACAGGAUUCGUAAACUGAAGAAUAAUAUGUUUUCCAAGUAUAAAGCACUGAAAAGUCUGGAUUUACAACAGAAUGAUAUAUCAAAAAUUGAGAGUGAGGCUUUUUUUGGUUUGGAUAAACUCACCACACUCUUACUUCAGCAUAACCAAAUUAAGAGUUUAUCUGAGGAGAUUUUUAUUUAUACACCCAGUCUAAACUACCUACGUCUUUAUGAUAAUCCCUGGCAUUGCAAUUGUGAACUAGAAGCUCUUGUUACAAUGCUGCAGGUUCCAGCAAACAGGAAUUUGGGAAAUUAUGCCAAGUGUGUGCAUCCAAUAGGACUGAAAAAUCAAAAGCUAAAGCAGAUAAAAGCUGAACAGCUAUGUAGUGAAGAAACCAGGCAAGACCCCCAAAAUAUAAAACGGGAAAAGCCUGAAGCUGCCAAACCAGAAUUUGAUUCCUCUUCAUGCCACAUGUAUGUGUUUCCUGUACCAACUCUCAACUGCAGAAGAAAAGAUUUAAAGAAAGUUCCAGGUAACAUACCUCCAGAUAUAGUUAAACUUGAUUUGUCCAGCAACAAAAUUAGACAACUACGAGCCAAAGAGUUUGAUGAUGUCAGUGAACUGAAGAUAUUAAACCUAAACGGUAACGGAAUAGCCUACAUUGAUCCUGCUGCUUUCUCAGGCCUCAAUAACUUAGAGGAGCUGGAUCUAUCAAACAACAGCUUGCAGAAUUUUGAAUAUGGAGUACUGGAAGAUCUUUACUUUCUAAAAAUACUGUGGCUGAGAGACAACCCUUGGAGAUGUGAUUACAACAUUCAUUAUCUGUUCUACUGGUUGAAGCAUCACUACAAUGUUCACUACAAUGGCCUUGAAUGCAAAAUGCCUGAGGAAUACAAAGGAUGGUCUGUCGGAAAAUAUGUUCGAAGUUAUUAUGAGGAAUGCCCAAAAGACAAACUGCCCAUUUAUCCAGAAACAUUUGAUCUGGACAAAGAUGAUGAGGAAUGGGAGCGACACAAAGAACAGUCAGUUCAAACAGUAAAGAAGCAUGGUGUAAUUGUCACUGUGAUAGGCUAACAAGGGAAUCCCUCCUUUCCUUUUUUUAGUACAUUCAAAUAUUUGAUAUUCUGACAAGGAAAAACAUGCUGUUUACAUUUUUUGUUAAUUGUACUGAUUCUCUGUAGGACUAUUUGCCUACAAAGAUUUCUGUUUAUUGCAGUUAAUUACAGAAUGGCAUUAGUUACACAGCAUCCUUCAUCAAGUAAUUGUUUCUGACCAUUUGUUCUGGACAUUCUUGUGAAAUAUUUUGGCAACUAUUUGAAACUAUGUGGUAGAAAUCAGUAGACACAAAUGUACAUAGUGUGGUGGGGAGGAGCUGUCUUAUGCAUGAACACAGCUCUUGUGCUCUCACGGAACUUGCUGCAGGAUUGUGACCAAGACACAUUUUUCUGGAAUGUAUUGUCAGUCCUUUGUAUCUACCACUUUCCUGAAGUAUUCCCAGAAAACAUUUCUAAGAUAUUUG
This is a messenger RNA of Neopsephotus bourkii (Bourke's parrot), 3235 nucleotides long. RefSeq names its product leucine rich repeat containing 17 (gene LRRC17). Bases 1474 to 2790 code for a protein of 438 amino acids. Gene Ontology annotation, molecular function: protein binding. Lineage: Eukaryota; Metazoa; Chordata; Aves; Psittaciformes; Psittacidae. The record is from RefSeq and is a predicted model, not a curated record. The transcript is spliced from 6 exons.